Messenger RNA from Bombus pascuorum, 2301 nucleotides. RefSeq lists its product as uncharacterized. Gene Ontology annotation, cellular component: nucleus. The transcript has 4 exons. Gene Ontology annotation, biological process: animal organ development. The record is from RefSeq and is a predicted model, not a curated record. NCBI's taxonomy places the organism in Eukaryota, Metazoa, Arthropoda, Insecta, Hymenoptera, Apidae. The coding region runs from base 405 to 2249 and encodes 614 amino acids.
UAGUAACAAACUUUAUUAAUAUAUUUUGUUUUUAACAUCAAGCAGGAUAAUUAUUAACAAUGACAUAAUUUAUUAAAUUACAUAAUUGCUUAUGCUUUGUUAUAUUUUUUCGUUAUUCUGUUCUGUUUUUUAUAUUAUUAUUUAUCAUCAUAAAAUAUUUUAUGCAUAAGUUUUAACGUCGUAUCAACUGCAUCUAAUAUUGCUCAAGUAUAUACACGUGUUUAUUUUACAAACGUUUUAGUUGUAUAAAUACAUAGAUAACUUUAUUUUCCUAUCUUUCAGCCUUGAAAAAGGGGUUAGCACGUGGUUGUGCCUACAAAAUCAAUAUAUAUGUAUAUAUAUAUAAACAAUACUUUAAAGACAAUUACAAUACUUAUAUUUUAAUUGAAUAUGCAGCAACUGCAAUGAGUGAAUUAUUAGGAUGGUAUGGUUAUGAUAAAGUGGAUAGUGGUUAUACAAAAAGUUUAAACCUGGAUCAUUUUACAUCUAUAUCUGAUGCAAAAAAUCAAGCACUUCAAACUGAUCAAGAUAUUGUUUCAAACAAACUGAGAUUAAAAUCGCCAGUAGUGAAUACAUCUGAUUCAAUUUUUGAAGUUUCCGAUGUACCACUGUCUUAUUCUAAUAAUAACUUAAUGUCUGUGAAUAGACAAUUAAUUUCAUCCCCCUUAUCAUUAAAACCAGUAUCUUUUAGUACUACAUCUAAAUUUCCAUAUGAAAGUUAUUCAAGUUCUAUUUACUCAGAUAAUAUAUCUUGUUCUUGGUGUGGUAAAAUUGUUCAAAUAUUUGAAUUAGAAAGAUCCAGUUCCUUUUCUUAUAAUAUGAUGGAUGAUUUAGGAUACUUUUGUAGUGAAAAUUGUUUUGCAGCUAGUAGAAGAGCAAUUUUUAAACAAGCAAAAACAUGUGACUGGUGCAGACAUAUACGAAAUCCAAUUAGAUAUGUUGAUCUUCAAGAUGGUAAAAGUCAGCUUCAAUUUUGUAGCAAUAAAUGUUUGAAUCAAUACAAAAUGAAUAUUUUUUGCCAUGAAACACAAACUCAUUUAAUGCUUCAAGGUUUAAAUAAUGUUCCUUUUCAUGAUACAGAGAAGAGUGGUUUAAUAACACCAGAAUUAUGGUUUCGAAGUUGUCAAUCACCAUUAAAUAGUCCUGCAGAGAAUACAUAUUUAGUUGAUACACAUUUGACUCAUAGUUUAUCAUCACAGCUUUGUGAGAACAGAUCAAUAGAAACAGAAGAACUUGAUAAUGAAAAAUCAGUAGACCCACAUAAAAAAUGGCCCAGUAAAAUCAAUUCAGUGUGCACAAAAAAAUGUACAAAAUCCAAUAAUUGCAAUGAACAUAAAAAGAAUUUUUGUACAGAAAUCAAUGAAUAUGAUAAAGAUCAAUCUUUAGUAAAUGAGAAAAGCAAAUGUUACCAUUCCAUGAUUAAUCAAACAAAUUGUAAAGAAAAUUAUUUAAGAAAAAAUGAUUUGAAUUGUAAGGACUUCAAACAGGAAUAUGCAAUGGAUACCAUGAAUAAUUCACAUAGCCUUAAAGAUAGCAACACAUAUUUAGAAAGGAACAUACAUGUAAAAAACAUAAGAAAUUUACAAGAAAAAGGAUAUGACACUCCAACAGAAAAUAUAUUACAAUCAUCAUCUUGGUUUUCAAACUCAACUACACCUACAAUGCAUCAUGAAAUUCCAUCUUUGUCUAAAUCUUGCGUAAAUGAACCUAACCAAAUAAGAUAUCAGAAUCAGACCAAUGUAUUUUCAAGAACUUCAUCAUUUAAACAAUCCAGUCCAACUGAAUUAUUUCAUUCAUUACCUCCUACAACACUUCUGCCCCCUGUUACAGUUCUUGUACCAUAUCCUCUACCUAUACCCAUACCAAUUCCUAUACCUAUUCCAGUUCCUAUAUCAACAGCAAUUUUUAGUAAAUUAGUGACUGAUAAAGAAGAUUCCAUAAAUAUAAAAGAUUCAAAUUGUAAAAAUGUGGAAUGUAAAAAUUCAAUAGAAAAUAAAUAUUCCGUUUUUGAUAAGCCACAGAUUAAAACAACGAACUUAUCAACAGCAGAAGACUCACAGCAAGUAAAAUUAGAUAAGUUUUCUUUUUCAUCAUCAUCUUUGAAAACUAAUAUUGAAAUCAAUGAUACUUCACACCAGUUACAACAGAAUAAAAAACUUUUAAGAAAAAGAAAACGCUCGAAUAAAAUCAUUAAUCAUGAACAUGAAAAAAUUCAGUUAAAAAAAAGGAAUAACUUUAUAGCAACUUAAAAGACAAUUUAUAAAAAGAUAUUUUUUAAUAAAAUGUAUAUAUUAUACAGAA